CUUUGUCAUAAAUGUUUCGCCACUGAAAUUAACAGCUGUUUUCCUUGAUUUAUUUAUUAUUUUAUAACAAUAAUAUCAGUAUUUGGGAAUCUUAAGGUAUAAUAUUUUUCAUAUCGGGUAAUGUUAGUUAUCAUUAGCUAUAUAGUAGUUUUAAAAAAUGAAACAAAGUAUCUCCUUAUUUUAGAACUCGCCAAAUGCUCAAUGGAGAUGAAUUACUUGGACAUAACGUAAAUAUGAACAGGUCAAUUGAUUCAUACAAUAGUGAAAUUCAACUGCACAGAAUAAAGCCUCAAGACCAUUUUAUUGAAGCUCAAGUUCAAGAAGGAGAUACACUGCAAGCGAUCGCCCUACGAUUUUAUUGUUCGAUUUCAGAAUUAAAAAGAAUCAAUCAUAUUCACAAAGAUAAUGAGAUAUUUGCAAAACGGACAAUAAAAGUACCUGUGACACCAUACUCUGUUCUCACUGAGCUUAUACCAGCAGGAGAGGAGAGUCAGCCAGUACCGUCAACAUCAAAGCAAUUACUACCAAACCUUAACUUACCUAAUAUUCUACAACACACUUCUGUUAAUGGCCUCACUAGUGAAAUUUUAAAAGAUGUACCUAAAACAGAUUCUAAAGAAAAUGACUGUGCUAUAGACUGUAAUGCUGUAAUUUUGAACAGUACAUUGACCCCAUCCGUUAUACCUUAUAUGGACUCUGAACAAAAUGAUGCAAUAUCUGAAGAUACUCAGUUGUUACCGAAUAACAAACCAAAGAUAUCAGUAGAGGCCGUUGUCGUGAAGGAGUUGACGUCACAUGGUGCUGACUUUGGGUUGAAAUGGUUCCAUUUGGUUGGCUGCAUGCUGAUUCUUGGUGUUGUGAUACCACUUGUAUAUGUCAUGUUUUAUCUAGACAAGCACACAGACACAUCUCUACAUCCCACAUGAUGACUGCACUUUGGACCUGAUCUGAUCAAAAGCUUUAAGUUGUGGAUAUAUUUUAGUAAACAUUUUAACAUUAACAUUCUAUGUAUGUAUAUAAUAAG
Molecule: messenger RNA, 1024 nt
Organism: Papilio machaon (common yellow swallowtail)
Lineage: Eukaryota; Metazoa; Arthropoda; Insecta; Lepidoptera; Papilionidae
Product: lysM and putative peptidoglycan-binding domain-containing protein 3
Exons: 3
Coding region: 195-926 (243 amino acids)
Source: RefSeq, a predicted model, not a curated record